GGUCGUUAAUAGAGUUGCGCGUUCUCUUUUCRCGAUGAAUAACAAACGUGUUGAAUCCUAAUGGCAAAGUACACUAAAUGUCUCUCUUUGUCACYGGGGUUUCUCAUUAUUWUACUAUUCUGUAUUGAAUGAUGAUAAAAUUGAAACAGCUGGUCCAGUAAAGCGCACGCGUGGUGGCUGUUUUUCUCUUUGUGAAUGACAUCCUUGAAUAGUAAAUGUUGAUUGGGCGAURAAAAAGAUGAGAAUAACAGCCSUCGGUUGCCAGUAAACAAACUUCUGGCGCUUAAAACCGUGUUACUUGARAAGGGACGAGUUUUUCGUUGRACUCACUUAUUGUAACAAGGAGUCUCGUUUGAAUUUUAUGAAGCAAGAAAAGUUUUAAGAAAUUAUUUGCUUGAGAUCUCAGUCUCAAUUGUUUGGCUACUGAUAAACAGCACAAUAUACGAAUUUUGUGAAUCAGGAUUCUCAAAAAAGUCACGGUUGCCAAGGAGACAAUUCUACAUUUGGCUAUGUCUUCUGAAUGUACUUCUGGCGUUGCGGAUAUUGCUAUUGAAAACAAGAACAAUGAAAAUGAUUACAAAGAUGAUUUUCAUUCGGAUUCGGAAACCUCAAACGUCCAUAGUCAAGGAACGAGCAAUGAGACGAAGGACAAUGGCGCAGGAGAUAAAACGAAAAAGAGCGAAAAAACAACUGAGCGAAAAGAAAAUGAAAGCARGAACAAUAGGUCCCCAAGCUCAAGAUCAUUAAGUCAAAAGAAAACCAAAGAAUUAAAACUCGACCAAAGAAAAACUACUAAGAAAACUGUAUCAUCUAAAGCCGAAAAAACUAUCAUCCAUCAAGUUCGCACUGAGAAAGAAGAGAAGAAGGCAAGUGCAACGAAAAGAGAUUCAGCUCGACGGUAUCUGAGAAGUAAUUCGAAAUCACGACAAAGGAACGCGUCCAGUACAUCCACUGCAAAGCCUUCGGUCCGGGAGGGUUCUGGAAAGAGUGUGCAUUGGUAUUCAAGUGACGAGAUUUCUGAUGAGAGUUCGUCAACUGACAGUGAAMAAGAYGAGAAUCGGUCUCGAGAAUUAAGACCGGAGUUGACUGCUGAAUAUUGGGAUAUCCACAAAUUGGUCAGGUUUUUGAAGGUUGGCAAUCCUACAGUUACGUUAAUCGCGUUAUGCGCACUUGAUGAAUUCAAUCUUCACCAAGAAAUGACUCAACUUUCUGUCGUGGAUCUUGGCGGGAUUUCGAUACUGUUGAACUUAUUGAACACAAAACAAAUAUCUUGUGUGAUUGGAUCGCUGAAAAUAUUGCUUAAACUUUCAAAAAGUAGGGUUGUCAACAAUGAGAUCUAUCGAUUAAAAGGAGUGGAGCAAAUAAUCGACUCUCUAAGCAGUCGCUCUCUCGAAGUUCAGUCCUUAGCAGCAGGAACUCUUGCGAACUUUGCAUCUUUUCGUAAAGCUUACAGUGCGGUCAAGGGCUACAAGGGAAUACCCAUCUUGGUCAAUAUACUAAAAAGUACAAUAAUAGAUAACAGACCUGUGAGGUCAACUGCUUAUGCAACAAACGAAAAUACAGAAUCCCUAUGUAAAAACGUCUGCGAGGCAUUGUGGAGCUGCAGUCGAUGUUCCAAAAAUAUCCAUGCUGUUCGAGAGGCAGGRGCAGUGUCAAUACUUUCAUSUCUCUUGAAAAAUGGUUCAAAUGACGUGAUCCUCUGCUGUGUUGGGAUUAUUCAGGAGUGUUCUAGCGAUAGCUCCUUCCGUGAUGACAUCCGUAAAGAAGGCAUAAUUGAAGAUGUUGUUCGACUGUUAAGAAGUGGUGACGACGUGUUAAAAACGCUUUGUGCAAAUGCAAUUUUUAAGUGUGGCGAUGAYGUUGAAACACAAAAGCUAGUCCUCAAACAUGAAGGCUUAGAUCACUUGGUUGGGGUACUGAAGUCAACYAAUCAGUACUCUGAUAAGAAUUUACUUUCUGCCGUGGCUGGAGCUGUAUGGAAGUGCGGAUCGUAUAAGCAAAAUAUUGAGAGAUUGGAAUAUCUUGGUACACUUGCAUAUUUGAUUAAACAGAUGAAAAAUGAACAGCCUUUGGAGGURGAAGCAAAUAUUCUUGGAGCUUUAAGUGUAUUUGCUUAUAAUCGAAAAAAYAUUAAAACUAUUUACGAAGAAGGAGUUCUGCACAUCGCAAUCAAUAAAUUAAACGUCACGGAUCCAAAUGUUCUGAUAAAUUCCACAACAGUAUUGGCAUUGUGUGCAAAGGAAGACGUUCCAAGAAGGGAGAUACUGAAUAGUGAUGGAGUCAGACUACUGUGGUCGUUGCUAAAGUCUUCCAAUCAUAAGGUUGUUGCGAGUGCUGCUUAUAGCAUUGCUAUGUGCGUUUCAAAUGCCUUGGAAUCAGCAGAAAUUGUUCGUUCUUUUGUUGGAGGAUUAGAACUAGUCACCAAGCUCCUACGAUCAAACAGACGAGAUGUCCURAUCAAUGUAUGCCAAAUGGUGAUUAAUAUUGGUCAAGAYCGAGAAAACAUGUCCAUCAUGACAGAUUAUGACGUAAUACCUUUACUGAUUUCCCUAGUUUAUGCGGAUGAUGAAGAGCUGCAUCAGUAUGUUGCAGAAGCAAUUGCCGCAUGCUGUAACCUAGAGGAAAACAUCAAAGCCUUGUCUACAACAGUUGUACCUUUGUCAGAUGGUCUACGCACGUACAGUAGUAUUGAUGUCCAUAGAACYACUGCUCUUGCAUUGGAAAAACUUUCGAGCAACCCUCACAAUUGUUUYAUAAUUCACAAAAAUGGUGCCAUCAAGCAUCUCUUGAAAAUGAUGGCCUCUCAAGAUCACUCUGUUCAAGAAGCAGCUGCCCGGUGCAUCAAGAAUGUUAGAAUAAAUAUCAGUGCAAAUGCUGUUCAUUGAUGGUAGAAUAGCAUAGACCGAGAUAUGUAAUCUAUAUUGUAAAAUAUAUAAUCUGAAUACAAUAUUAUUAGCUUUUUUGGAGCACUGGUUGUAACUCUUUCUUCUGGGAUCAGAUCGCAUUGAGAGUUGAAAUCUCUUGUACGCUUGAUUAUUAGGUUCUUGGGAAACAAAAUGUCAUUUUAUUUCUUCGGUAGUGUCCUGAGAUUUAGGGAUUUAGGAAAUUAGUAAUACAUUAAAAGACAAAACGUGCCCACUGAA
Molecule: messenger RNA, 3143 nt
Organism: Exaiptasia diaphana
Lineage: Eukaryota; Metazoa; Cnidaria; Anthozoa; Actiniaria; Aiptasiidae
Product: armadillo repeat-containing protein 4-like
Exons: 22
Coding region: 510-2885 (791 amino acids)
Molecular function (GO): protein binding
Source: RefSeq, a predicted model, not a curated record